Panicum virgatum (switchgrass) is the source of this 1301-nucleotide messenger RNA. Its product is annotated as endonuclease 1. The transcript has 9 exons. Gene Ontology annotation, molecular function: nucleic acid binding; endonuclease activity. Lineage: Eukaryota; Viridiplantae; Streptophyta; Magnoliopsida; Poales; Poaceae. Gene Ontology annotation, biological process: DNA catabolic process. Bases 63 to 1052 code for a protein of 329 amino acids. The record is from RefSeq and is a predicted model, not a curated record.
GCGCUGCUGUGGCAUUCGCUCAUACAUCGCAAGCCAUCGAUCGACUGGGUAGGUACAAUACAAUGGCCUCCGGCGGCGGCAAGGGCUGCAUGUUGGCCGGUUCGUUCCUGCGAGCGGCGGCGCUCGGGCUGGUGGUCCUGGCGUCGGCGGCGCCGGUGUCUCGGUCGUGGAGCAAGGAGGGGCACGUGCUCACCUGCCAGAUCGCACAGGAUCUGCUGGAGCCUGACGCCGCGCACGCCGUGAGGAACCUGCUCCCGGAGGACGUGGGCGGCGACCUGUCGGUGCUGUGCGUGUGGCCGGACCAGGUCAGGCACUGGUACAAGUACAGGUGGAGCGGCCCGCUCCACUUCAUCGACACCCCUGACAAGGCCUGCACCUUCGACUACGCGAGGGACUGCCACGGUCCUGACGGCGCCAAGGACAUGUGCGUCGCCGGCGCCAUCGCCAACUUCACGUCCCAGCUGCUGCACUACAAGCACGGCAGCGCCGACCGCAAGUACAACUUGACCGAGGCCCUUCUGUUCCUGUCACACUUCAUGGGAGAUGUUCAUCAGCCGAUGCAUGUGGGGUUCACGAGCGACCAAGGCGGUAAUUCCAUAGACCUGCGGUGGUUCAGGCACAAAUCCAACCUCCAUCACGUGUGGGACAGGGAGAUCAUACAGACAGCUCUCGCUGAAUUCUACGACAAGGACAUGGGCACUUUCCGGAAGCAACUUGAGCACAACCUCACCAAGGGUACCUGGUCUGACGACGUAUCAUCUUGGGGAGACUGUGAAGACCUCAUGUCGUGCCCAACCAAGUACGCCACGGAGAGCAUAAGCUUGGCGUGCAAGUGGGCCUACAGCGGCGUCCACGAAGGGGAAACCCUAUCCGACGACUACUUCGAGUCGAGGCUGCCCAUCGUGUCGCGGCGGAUCGCGCAGGGGGGAGUGAGGCUGGCCAUGUUCCUCAACCGGAUCUUCGGCCACCACAACCGCGCUGUUCGUUCCGUCGCUGACCCUAUCUAUGUUUCUACGAUGGCCCAAGAACAUGACACGGCGGCGCCAUCCUGACCAACGCCGGCGGCUACAAUUUGGAUAGAAUCUGAAUCCACACGCCCAUACCUUGCAAUCUGACUGCCCUCCUCUCCUGCGUACACACACACACACACACACACACACACAUGUGCAGUGCAUUUGAUUUGUGGUAUACUAGCAGCUUGUGCAAAGAUGAUUGAUUGAUCUUAUGUAUAUGAUGAGCAACACGGCUAUGGCCUAUAUAUGGACGACGGUGUAUGCCUUGAUUUUUUUUUCCUUUCGAAA